Solanum dulcamara is the source of this 2042-nucleotide messenger RNA. RefSeq lists its product as uncharacterized. Lineage: Eukaryota; Viridiplantae; Streptophyta; Magnoliopsida; Solanales; Solanaceae. The record is from RefSeq and is a predicted model, not a curated record. Bases 627 to 1607 code for a protein of 326 amino acids. The transcript has 3 exons.
ACAAAGCCGUCCGGUCCCAAAGGAGCGUCUUUCCAAUUGACACCUAAUUUCUCGUUCAAUUACUCUCUUUCUUCUUCAUCAACCUGCCAUUCCUGAAUUGCAUCACAUUUUACAUAUAUAAUAUACUAAAUAGAGAUACACAUUCCUGCACUGCACAUAUCCCCAUAGCUAAAAACUCAAAAAGAAAAUUCAAUAUUAAUACUCAAUACCCCUGCAUUUUCCCCAUUACUAUGCAUGUCUAAGCUUGUCUUCUUCACACUCCCCCAUAACAUUAGCACCCCCUUUUCCCCCCUCUUUUGAUCUAGAUUUGAUCCUUUCACUUGUUUUUGAAUAUAAGCAUAAUGGGUUCCGUACUGUUGUACACUUCCUCUGUUUCACUAUCAAGAUUUGUUAUGUUUUGUCCCUUUCUAUUCUGUUAGUUUCUUCCAAAGUGCUUCAAGAAUCUCUUUAUUUCUUCAGUUUGUGUGAAACCCAGAAUGUAAUAUUGCUUAAUUCCAAAAACCCAGAGAAACCCAUGUUUGUUUUUUCAUAAAUAGUUGUUAUUUCAAGAAAAGAAUUCCCAAAACCCAGUUGUUGUUUUUUAGGAUUAAGAUAGUUGUAUUUCGAUUUUUAUACGAUUUGGGUAAAUGGGGAAUUGUUUGGGGUUAUCGAGAAAGUCGGCGUCGGAGAUUGCGCCGGCAGAUGUGCUAAAGAAAUAUCCGGCUGUUAAACUGUACGGACAUCCGAAUAGUAUUCCGACUUAUUACAUUCGAUGUGCUCUCCUUUACAAGCCUGUUACAGUCAAUUUCGUCCCUUCAGAUACCCAUCAAUCGCCGGUGGUGGAGUACAAAUCGGAUUCUGUCACCGGCUCCGUUGAUUCCGUGCUGCGUUAUUUGGACUUGAAGUUUCCGGAGCCGAAGUUGUUGACGGGGAGUAUAGGUGGGUGGUAUGAUGAAACGACGCCGUUUGUUGUGUGGUUGGUGAUUUUGCAGCAUAGGAGUAUAAUGUGGCAUUUGGAGAGAAUGGGGAGGUGGGCGGAGGAUUUGGCGGCGCGUGGAGGCAAAGCACGGGGUGAUCCGGCGAUGGGGACUCCACGAAUGGAGGUGAGGAAGUUUGCUAGUGGUUAUUCACAGUUGCUGGAGCUAAUGCUUGAACAUGCUCAAAUGGAAGAAAGAGUUGUCUUUCAAAUCUUGGAAAAAGCUGAUAGAGGAUUGUCUAAAGCUGCAAAUGAGGAGCAUGCAAGGGACCUUCCUAUGAUGAAUGGUAUUAAAGAAGAUAUCAAAUCCAUAGGAGUUCUUGAUUCAGGGCAUCCUGCCUACCAAGACGCCCUCUGCAACCUCUCUACUCGACUCAAAACCUUAAAGGAGCAUAGCAAGAAACACUUUGAAGAAGAGGAGAAGAAUCUACUGCCACUGAUGGAGGCAGCCGAAUUGAGUAAAGCGCAACAGGAUAAAGUUCUAGACCAGUGUUUGGAUGUCAUGCACGGGACACACUCCCAUAUAUUUCGGUUCUUUAUGGAAGGCCUCCUCCCUCCGGAUGCAAUGCAUUACUUGGACAUGCUUUCUAGGUGCAGUGACCAAAACCGAGUUUCGUCAAUGCUCCGGUUAAUUGUUGAUAAGGGUGUAUGAUCCAAUUUGACAAUCAAACAUUGUUUCUUUGAAAUACGGACAACAAUCACUUGAUGAUCGAGAAAUUAAUCAUUUAGUUUGGUCCAGCUAUGCUAUGAUCACUUGUAAUUGCUUUGCUCUUCUUUAGUAUCCUUUAAGCACCAUUGUUACCUUUUGUGUAUUUCUGUCACAACUCACAAGGCAGAUACUCAAAGCAAAAGGGAGGAGAGGUAGGUUGCCUUUUGUUCUUUCUACUUUUAAUAUUUUCUGUCUUUUUUUUUUCUUUUACUUUAGAAGUUUAGUUGGUUAUAGUACAAUAUAUGUACAUAGUGAAAACAUCAAAGGGACAAGCUUUGAUGGAUGUUGCUUUGAAUUUACUUUGUUAAUGUAAAUAAUUUGGAGGUAGUCCAUGUGGAAUGUUGUUGCUUUUGUGUAAAAAAAGAAGGUUAUAUGUCA